Molecule: messenger RNA, 1858 nt
Organism: Oreochromis niloticus (Nile tilapia)
Lineage: Eukaryota; Metazoa; Chordata; Actinopteri; Cichliformes; Cichlidae
Gene: hoxb1a
Product: homeobox B1a
Exons: 4
Coding region: 284-1507 (407 amino acids)
Biological process (GO): regulation of transcription by RNA polymerase II
Cellular component (GO): nucleus
Molecular function (GO): DNA-binding transcription factor activity, RNA polymerase II-specific; RNA polymerase II cis-regulatory region sequence-specific DNA binding
Source: RefSeq, a predicted model, not a curated record
UGUCGCUCGCCCACGCCGCUCGUUCUGAUUUUGUCAGAGCGGCACGGCUGCAGUACGCCUGCUGUCAGGCACUUCACACAGGCUCUGGAGGGGAAAAAUUGAUGAUGGGUUCAUUGGAGGCAGUUAUAAUGGAGGCUAAUGACCAAUGAGAAUGUGUCCAGGCUGUGAAGUACACACUUGAGGAACAAAUGUUUAAUACAUAUGAAUAUCCGUGCUGAUAUCAGAUUGAUGGGCCGGUUUGAUUGAAGUCUCUUUGUCGUGCUAAUGUCACCGCGAGUGAUGGAUGAGCAAGUCGAGACAUUUUACCAAUUCCCUGGUGCUUCGGGUCUGCAUGGACAACAUGAACUCCUUUGUGGAAUACUCUAUUUGUAACCGACAACCAACUGGCAUUUAUUCUGCGCCUAAAUCUGGAUACCACCAUCAUCACCUGCACCAUCACCUUCCUCUGGAUCAGCGUCAGGGAUUCCCCGUGAGCAUCCAAACAGGUCUCAGCGGUUCUCCUGUCCCCGGGUCCAGAAAUGACAACAGAGACGUAGGAGCGAGUUAUACCGCGGACGGAGGGAUGUACGUGGGCGUUGGGGCGGACACCGCCAGCGGAGGAGCAAGUCAGCAUCAUCAGCAACAUCCUCCUCAACAUCACGAACAGCAUACGCACAGCGGCUACCAACAUCCAACACAUCACAAUCACCCUCAGCUUCACCAGAGCCAAAGCCUGCAGAGUGUAAUACCUUCUCCUUAUAGUAACGGCUGUAACACGGGGGCCUAUGUGGGCCAGGCAUGCACCACAAACUCCGAGUAUGUUGCUGCCACAGGCGCACCAAACUCCGUCCAUCCGCAGUAUUUCAUGGAGGAUUCUUUGGCCUCCACCUACUGUCAUCAAUCAAGCUUCCCUAACUCGGCCUCAACCGUCGGCCCCAGUUACAGCUCUCUUACCGGGGUCUACUGCGGGCCUCAGCGCACCCUUGCUGGGUCACAGUACCCGCAGCAGAUCGGCGGGGGGGUUCUUGACGCAGGAGGCUACCUGGAGCUUUCGCCUGGGGGAGGCUACGGGGAGCUGCCGGUAUCUCAGGAUCGUGAAAGAGGGGACGAUGAGGUCCAGCAGGCCGGGCAGGGGCAGACCUUCGACUGGAUGAAGGUGAAGAGAAAUCCACCGAAGACAGUCAAAGUGGCCGAAUACGGUCUUGCCCACAACAACGCCAUGCGCACCAACUUCAGCACGAGGCAGCUGACGGAGCUGGAGAAGGAGUUCCACUUUAGCAAGUACCUGACGCGAGCGCGGCGCGUGGAGAUCGCCGCCACGCUCGAGCUCAACGAGACGCAGGUGAAGAUUUGGUUCCAGAACAGACGCAUGAAGCAGAAGAAGCGCGAGCGGGAAGGCGCCACCGCGUCUGCGCGGCCAUUCUCCUCCUCUUCCGGUACCGGCAGCAGCUUGAACAAGGAGCUGGAAGACACUGACCGCUCUUCCGCGUCUACGUCUCCAGGCGCGUCCCCGAGCUCGGAGACGUAAUCUGGCUUUGUACCACUGGGAUACACUCUUCAACCCAUUCUUAAAAGACUGCCUGUUGAAAAAUUUUUCUAAGUCCCAGAAUUCUAUAAUGGCCGACCACCCAUUCAGAUGGACUUUCAUGACUCAUGUACAUGAACAUGGAGAAAAUAACUUCUCAGUGUAUUUUAGAGAAAGAAAAAAAUAUAUAUAUUAGUGACAUAAUUGACAGUUACAUACAGUAAGUGGACUGAUUUGACAAACUAAUGGCGCUUAUGCCAUGGAGAUAACAGAAAAUGCAUAAAAAAUGUCUGAUUAUAGAUUUUGGUACAAACUGGAUGAGAGGAGCAGUGAAUGUUGGGACUUUUAGUGAAA